Molecule: messenger RNA, 849 nt
Organism: Rotaria socialis
Lineage: Eukaryota; Metazoa; Rotifera; Eurotatoria; Philodinida; Philodinidae
Source: the annotation of a GenBank genome assembly
AUGAUACUAACAUCUAGUUGGCCCACACCAUCAUCUUCUAUUGAAGACCCAUUAUUCUCUGAUGAUAUAAUGUUAUCAGCUGCAACAACAUCAAGUCAACAUCAACCUAAUUUUUGGUUUUCUGGUAGUCCACUACCUUCAUUUUUCUCCUCGUCAUCGUCAUCAAUAAAUGGUGGAAUAGAUAAACUUUCCUAUACUCAACAACCAGCAGCACAUAAAGUUCUUUUCGAUUCAAGUGCAUGCAGUUCAAGUUCAGGCAGUUCACCACCAUCAUCUAAUGAUGUUCUUCUUUCACGUCCACAUCCAACAUCAGCAGCAACAUUAAAUUUAGCUCAAUUUAAUUAUAUCCAACAAAAUCAUCAUCAUCAGCAUCCAUCUGUUAUAACACCAACAUCAAAUAAUUUUCUACCUCGAGAUGAUUGGUCACAAAUGCCAAUGGGGGGACAAACAACAACUUCGAACACCUCCGCAUGGCAUCCACAACAUUCAACAAAAGGUGUUCCUAUUGAUAAUUCUCAAGUAACGAAUUAUUCCAGUAUGAUGAGUGGUAUUGAAUCAACAAAAGAUAUGAAACGUAAAAGUAGCCGACCAACAUUUACUGGACAUCAAAUAUUUGCAUUAGAAAAAAUGUUUGAAAGUACAAAAUAUUUAGCUGGAGCAGAACGAUCAAGACUUGCUUGUCAAUUAGCUAUGAGUGAAGCACAAGUAAAAGUUUGGUUUCAAAAUAGACGCACAAAAUGGCGGAAGAAACAUGCUGCUGAAAUUCAUGGACCAUCCAGUAAACGAAAUAAACAACAAAGAAGCGAUGGAUCAAUUCCGACCAUUGAAUCAGAUUCAAAUUCAAAUUAA